GUCCUUUCCUGGAUCCUGUAUAUGCUCUUCCGGUUCGGGUGAAGCAGCUAAAGUGUGUUUCGUGAAGGUCGUGAGUCGUAACUGUGAUCCACCAUGUCUCUUCCAAAGCCAGUGAUGAGGGGGUUGCUGGCGAAGCGUCUGAGGUUUCAUCUGCCCAUUGCUUUCACCCUGGCUAUUGUAGCUGCACUAGGGUUCAAGUACACAGUGACGGAGCCCAGGAAAAGGGCCUAUGCUGAUUUCUACAAGCAAUACGAUGCCGUCAAAGAGUUCGAAACCAUGAGGGACGCGGGCAUCUUUGAGAGCGUGCGGCCCUCUGGGGAGUAAAGCCACUAUCGGCUGUCCUGUUGUUCAUUCCUGGUCACAAGAUGGUUUCCGCUCACCCCCUUUGAUGUUGACUGAUCAUAUGUGAACAUCACUAUGCUGUUUGUUUCUCUAAAUAAAAUAAACUAUUCUAUUAAUGUA
This is a messenger RNA of Melanotaenia boesemani (Boeseman's rainbowfish), 462 nucleotides long. RefSeq names its product cytochrome c oxidase subunit 6C-1. The transcript is spliced from 4 exons. The record is from RefSeq and is a predicted model, not a curated record. Lineage: Eukaryota; Metazoa; Chordata; Actinopteri; Atheriniformes; Melanotaeniidae. Gene Ontology annotation, biological process: mitochondrial electron transport, cytochrome c to oxygen. The coding region runs from base 94 to 324 and encodes 76 amino acids.